Helicoverpa armigera (cotton bollworm) is the source of this 3786-nucleotide messenger RNA. Its product is annotated as peptidoglycan-recognition protein LE. The record is from RefSeq and is a predicted model, not a curated record. Gene Ontology annotation, biological process: peptidoglycan catabolic process. Lineage: Eukaryota; Metazoa; Arthropoda; Insecta; Lepidoptera; Noctuidae. Gene Ontology annotation, molecular function: zinc ion binding; N-acetylmuramoyl-L-alanine amidase activity. Bases 289 to 1614 code for a protein of 441 amino acids. The transcript has 5 exons.
UUCAAAAGUUAUAAAUCUUUGUAAAAAAAAUUGUUGUUUCGGUAAAACUCUAUGUAAAACUUGAGGAUAAUUUUCAAAAAAAUAAGGAGAAAAGUAUAUGGACGUGAUUAUUAUUUGUUAGUAAACGCUUUAGCAUUCCAAUCCUCCCAUAUCCACUGAAUUGGAGUAAAUGCGGGUUUUUGUAAUAUUUUCCUGAUGCUAAAUUGCGACAAAAAUGUACAUCCGCACUUGUGUUUUGAUUUAAUGUAAGAUGUAAGUUUGCAUAGUGUUACAGUGCAGGCACUGAUAAUGGCACUGAAAUCAGAGACGACCUGUGUAGACGACAGACUUGGUUUAAGAGUAGAAGGUGAUCUCGGGGAUUUUCAAAUCGUCGAAGAAAAGAGUGAUAGUGAAGAUGAUGACAAGACAUACAGUAGUUCAAGGACAGUCGACACUCUUGAUACCAUUCCAUCGAGUCUGGUGAGACCCAGCAAUUCUCCUAUUUGUGGUAAUGUGGCUGUAACAAAUUCUGAAAACAUUGUGAUAGGAAACAACACUUAUUUCAAUGGUCCAGUAGUAAUCAAGCAAGUAAUCCAAAACGCUUCCGGACUGGAGAAUCCUUCGUAUGUGAAAUCGGAAAAUGAGGAUACUGUGCCAGAACAAAAAUAUCAAGAGCAUUCAAAAAAUGAUAAAGCUGUCAGACAGUUUCACUUAAGGAAAUGGCAUAAAAUUACUUUUUCAGCAGUAUGUAUAGUAAUACUAGGUGGAAUUUUUGCAAUAUUGUCAGUAAUACUUACCAACUCCAGUCAAGAUGAUAGUUCGUCGGGAACCGAUGAGAACUCAUCUAGCAAUAGUGACAACACAAAGGUGGUGGGAUUGUUCUAUGAAAACUUAAACUUAAUUAUAGUUGCAAUUAUAUUGACGCCUUUAACAUUCCUGUUGAUGUUUUAUACAUUACUAACAUUGGAUGGCUCUGGUGAUAACAAUGUGGUUGCGGAUACCGCGAAGAGUAGAAAAAAGAGAGACUAUGACGUCAUACUUGAUGAUAACGAUCCAUACGCACAAAAAGGUAACUCAUUAUUGAUAGCACCGGAUCAUUUGAGGAUAGUGUCUAGAACAGAAUGGCUAGCUCAGCCUGUAGAAGACCCAUUAGAUAAAAUCCGACAGCCCGUACCCUGGGUCAUCAUAUCACAUACUGCAACAGAAAGUUGCAAAACACAGAGUGAAUGCGUUUACCGCGUGCGUCUCAUACAAAUGUUCCACGUCGAGUCAAGAAAGUGGUCGGAUAUUGGGUACAACUUUCUCGUUGCGGGCGACGGCUCCGCGUACUUUGGUCGCGGUUGGGACUACAUAGGCGCUCAUACACUGGGCUAUAACAAAUAUAGCAUUGGGAUCAGUUUCAUUGGCACGUUCAAUAAUGAUCCCCCACCUAAGAAGCAAAUUGAUGCUUGUUUAAAGCUGCUCAAAAGAGGAGUGGACACUGGAAAACUCGCAAAGGAUUAUAAACUGUUCGCUCACCGUCAAUUAGCGUCCACUCUAAGCCCCGGCGACAAACUGUACGAUAUCAUAAAAGAGUGGCCGCACUUUGUUAGUAAUUUUUCAGACCCCUCGGAAUUACUGCCGAAUUAUACUUGAAUAUUUAAUGAAUCUUUUUAAUGUGAGAUACACAUUGUACAUUCACAUAAUUGUAGAUAUGGAUAUGGUUUAUUUUGAAAUAAGUAUCAAAUUGUUAUAAGUCUGUACCUAUGAGAUAGGUUUUCUUGCUAUUGCGAAUGUUUUAAUGUUAAGCGAAAUUCGAAUAAUUUUUCAUUAGCUAAGCUAUAAUAUUUAUCAAAAACCUUAUCCUCACUGACAUUUAUUUGGGGUAUUAUUUGACGUUAUUCUAUUUCCCAUCCUGACUGGAAGACUGUGUUCUUCAUAUUCACUGAUUUUUGUGAUUACGCGUUAUGUAUGACUAUCGCUGUUAAUUUAGACACUUUGAAUUGCUGAGCUGUUUACGACGUUGUUAGUAAACGUUGUAUUUUUUAUCGAUCAAAUAAUUUUCUAUUUCAUUUAUUAUACUGCCCCUACAGUUACUAGACAUUUUCUAUGUAAGUGCUGUGUACUUCUUUAAGUGAUUUAUUCACCAUAAUGUGAUGCAUUUGUAACAACUUACGUUUGAUUGUGUAGUGGAUAAGUCGUUGAAGUACCUAAUAAAUAAAUAGACCUGUAAAUAGGUCAUGUAGACUUUAUUAAGUAUUGCUCUGAAGUAUACUCGGUGUAAUCCUUAUAAAGAGAUUUUUUUCUUAGAACAUACUGCCAGCCAAACUUGUGGCUACCAUUUACCUUCCUACGAUAGAGACAUAUCAUAAAACAGUAAGUCCCCGUCAUUCCUGUUAAAAAGUUAGCGAUAUUAGAUUAUGUAUAAACUUUUGUCAAGAUUUUCUAAAGAACUUUCUUGGCCGGCCGAAUCUUAUGUGUUUUGAACAUCGUUUUUCUAAUCAUUUAUUGAUCUCAGAAACGAGCAUCACAACAGUUAUUGUAUUUCUAUACAAACAUAUUUUGAAUGCUGUUAUAUAAAUAAAAAAAGAUUAAGGUGCUAUUUACCUAUAGAAGUAAUAUAUUAUGUACAUAGUACGUGAACAAAAAUGUAAAAAAUAUAUACGUAUUUUAUUACUUUAAGUAUUGUAUGACAAUAUUCUGUGUGUGUGGUGCAUAUUAAAGAUUAUAUUUUUAUAUAUUUUUAAUGAAUGCGAAUUGUUAUCCAAAGCAUUUAUUUUUAGUAGAUUAGUUUUUUUUUGUUUAAGUAUCCAUAGUAAUGUCAGAAUAUUUUUAUUAUAUACUCGUUUCUUGCCUUGAUUCGUGUCGGAUUUGGAUUUUUAUUGUAAUAAGCACUUUUCAACCACUCGCUGUGAUUAUAUUAACUGUUUCAAUGCAGUAAUUGGUUUAUUAUCGGUUUUUAAUAAAUUCUUAUACAUGCUCAACUUUGGUAAAAAUUGUUGUAUUAAACCAGUAUUUUGUUGUACGUAUGUAAAGUAUUGGAUUUGUAUUAUUUGUAGUAUUGUACUGUUGAAAAGAAAAAAAUAAAGUAAUUGGUUGAAUGGCAAAACUGAAUAAUGUAUUUAUUUAUUGUUUAGUGUCUUGCAAUUCGUCUACGUUGAUUUCGCUCUUAAAAAUUUCAUGGAAUUACAUCAAAUGCCUUGUGGAACGCAAAACUUCAGAUUAUUACUGACUUAAACGAGUUACUUUUUUCCUCCUGCUUCUUCCUGCAUCCUCAGAAUUUACUAUUAGUGUUGCUAUACUCUCGCGAGGAUAGUCUCAGUCGAGGCGUUGUUUUGCACAACACUGGGUUGACUUAUGCAAGUCAGAAUUAGGUAACUCGGUGGAAAAAGGUUUCGGCUCGCUCCUGUUGUUUUGCAAUCUUCGAAGCAAUUCGGCUAGUGUUUUAAUAAUGGGUCAGAAAGACGUCUCGUCUCUGAUAUUUCCUUCUAAAGAUCUCCCAUCCGUGCCUUAUUGCUCAAAAAUAUUAUUAAAACUCAUGAAAUUGCCACACUGCCAAAACUGUAUUUUUUAUACACAGGCUCCGAUUUAACGUACCCAGAAUUUGUUUGUUCUCUAUUGUAUAUUACUGUUACAAUUUUAGUAUAUUAUUUCCUCGUAUGUAUUACAAAAUUAUAUCUACUAUUUAACUUGGAAGUUAGUACCAAAGUUUUUCUGUGAAUAUAGUGAUCUGUUUGAUAUCUUACGGAAAAGAACCAAUCGAAUUAAAAGUGACCUUUGUACCUAAAUUGAUACAAAAAUUACAAUAAAAUUGUUUAUAAAGUUUCA